AUGGCGGAGUUGGCUCUGGAGUCGGUGCGGCAGGAGCUACAAAACCAGCACGAAGUGCUUCUAGUACGACUUGAUUCGUGGAUGAGCCGGAUGGAGGGUCACCUGCACAGGCCUGACGCCCUUCACCCAAACAUCAAUAUCCCGGAAGAGGAGCUGGCUGAAGUUGUCACUCCUGCUGGCUUGUCAUCGGCGGACGACGAGCCCACCUUCCCCCCGACAAUAAGUGCUCGCGGCACCUCUGACAAUGACCAGGAUCAUGACCAGUCAGCUGGUCUGGACAGCUACACACUGGCCAAGCAGCAAGGCUCGAAAAUUGAUAUCCUCUUCCAGAGCAAAACCGAGGAAGCAAGCAGCCAUGUUCCCAGCGCUGCGCUGGCGGCAAGCUGUUGUCCCACCUUACAAAGAUGGUGUUCGCGGAUUGUUGGUUCUCUUUUCUGCGAAUUUUUUUUUGCGUUCGUCAUCCUCACAAAUUCAAUUUAUUUAGGAGUGCAGCUGGAAGUGACAGCCGCGCAGGGCCAAAAUGCGGUGCACAAGGAGAUUGCUUUCGCAGUCCUGAACAUCUUCUAUGCUGUAAUUUUUUUAUUGGAAGUGUGCUUGAGACUGACAGCAUUCGGACCGAGAGCCUAUUUCUUUGCCAGCAGUUGGGCUUGGAAUUGGCUAGAUGUCUUCGUGGUGACUUCAACAUGGGUGGAGCUGCUAGUUGGCCUUUGGGAGGUUGAGGGCUCGGAGGGACUCUCGAACAGCAAUCUCCGGCUAUUAAGGCUUGUGAAGGUUAGUCGCCUGGCGCGCGUUAUGCGCAUGCUUCGGGUCGUCCAAUAUGUGAAGCCAUUGCGGACCCUCAUGCACUGCUUGGUGGACACCACGAAGUCCUUUGUCUGGUCAUUUCUGUUGCUGUUCUUGAUGAUGUAUGUCUUCGGACUGUUAUUCACAGAUGCAGUUUUGGAUUUUAUGGCUGAUCAGCAAGAAGCAGCCCCUGAUCAACCAUCUGAUUACGCUCAGCUGGCAUACUUCUUUGGCUCUGUUGGUAGCUCCAUACAAACGCUCUUUCGGUCAGUGUCAAACGGACUGGACUGGAGUGAUGCUGCAGAAGAGCUGGAGCCAGUUGGCUUCAUUUGGGUUUGGAUCUUCAACUUCUACAUUUGCAUCAUCACGCUGGUGCUCGUCAAUGUGCUCCUUGGUUUGGUGGAGGUCUUUUUGGGCUGCAAGCUUAUGGCGACUAGGAUUCUUUAA
Messenger RNA from Symbiodinium pilosum, 1230 nucleotides. The record is from the annotation of a GenBank genome assembly. Lineage: Eukaryota; Dinophyceae; Suessiales; Symbiodiniaceae.